Helicoverpa armigera (cotton bollworm) is the source of this 7318-nucleotide messenger RNA. Its product is annotated as biorientation of chromosomes in cell division protein 1-like 1. NCBI's taxonomy places the organism in Eukaryota, Metazoa, Arthropoda, Insecta, Lepidoptera, Noctuidae. The transcript is spliced from 5 exons. The record is from RefSeq and is a predicted model, not a curated record. Bases 177 to 4073 code for a protein of 1298 amino acids.
GCUCAUGUUGUGACAGUUGGCAUCCCUUAAAUAUUGACUGUGUUUGUCGUAUUUCUUUUUCGCAGAUGUUUUAAAUAAUUUCUGUGCUGAUAUUAAUUAAAAUAGUAGCUGUAAUUUAUAGCUUGAAGUGUUAGAGUAAAAAUUGUUUUACAACAAAGUUAUUUAAUGUCGUAAAUAUGGCGCAUUUGCAAUACAUGCCCGGAGAUCCUCGUCUCGUCGAUCAACUGGUUUAUGAGUUAAAGUCGAAGGGUAUUUUUGAUCAGUUCCGUAAAGACUGCAUCGCAGACGUAGACACAAGGCCAGCUUACCAGAACUUGCGACAGCGCGUGGAGAACUCUGUGUCUUCGUUCCUGUCCCGCCAGUGCUGGAAGCCAGACCUCAACAAGAACCAGCUGCGGGAGAAACUUAGGAAACAUAUUCUUGAUGGCAACUACCUAGAGCAGGGAGUCGAAAGGAUCGUGGAUCAAGUGGUAAACCCAAAGGUUGCAUCCGUAUUCAUACCACAAGUUGAAGACCUAGUGUACAACUACUUAGGCAUAUCUCGGAAGAAAUCAGUCACUGCAGAAACUUCCAACGGAAAACUAAGCACAGAUGAUCUCCUACCCACAGACUUAGAAGCUGUUAGCCCAGGUUCAGUUAAGAGCAAUGAUGACAAGUCAGAAGCUAUGGACGAUGAUUUUGGCGAAGAGAAUAAAAUGGAUGUGGACAUUAAAAAUGAAGAUAAAACCUCCAUUUCAGAAAUAGAAAAACCAAAAGUUGAAGGAGAUUCACAACCCACAAUCAUUGAAAUAAACACCGAUUCUGAUAUGGAAACAGAAAAACCCAUGACAAUGCAUGAAGAUAUAAAGCUUGAGAACAUACCUCCGCCUGAUAAUAGCCCACCGAAAGUUGAACUCGAGAACAUUGAUAUCGAAAAAAUCGAACUUCCAAAAGAACCCAACAUUGGUACUGAAGUGCCGAACCCUGGUGAAAUACCACUUCCUAAGGAUGACAAAGAGCAAUUCUUCAAGCCAAUAGGCGUCCCAAGUGACGAUGAUUCAAGCAGCGAUUCAUCUUUGCGUAGAAAUAUGUCGCCAUUAACACCAAUCCGAAAUUAUAACAACGAGAAUUCUUGUGAUGCCCAACAAGCGUUUGAAAAUGAUUCUGAUAGCAAAAGCAAUGACAAAAAAGAGCCUAGUUCUUUUAGGUUCGCUAUAGAUGCUAAGUCUGCUGAGAACAGUCAAGACGGAAAACCGGAAAAGAAAGAUGCUGAGCAAGCAAACCUCGCUUAUCAGUUCAAUAAUCAGGUGAACAUUAACACGUUUAACACGCCAUUGUACGACGACAGUUCAAACAGCAACAAUUUACAUAUAGAUUACGAGAGCGACGUCAACAGUAAGUUGAAUGCAGAAAAAGUGCCAGAAGCAGAUCAGAAUUCAGAAGACAAGAGAGAUAAGAAGAGUGAUGACAGGAAAAGUAGCCACAAAAGCUCCCAUAGGUCCAGGGAUUCGCACAGACAUUCUAGCAGCAAAGAUAAAAGAUCUGAUUCUAAACAAGGCAACUCCCGAGACAGCAGCAGGCAUGACAAGAAGUCUAAAGAUGAGCACAGCAAAUCUAAAUCCAGUCAUAGGGAAAGAGAGAAGUCCAGGGAGAGAAGCGAUAAGAAGGAUAGCAGGGAUUCAUCUAAACAUAGGAGUUCUUCUCAUAAGAGCAGUUCUAGCCACAGGGACUCGAAAUCUCACCGAAGCUCAAGCUCCAGCCAGAAACACUCAAGUGAGAAAAGAUCUUCAGAUGACAAAAAGUCCUCUUCUAGCCAAAAAUCUGAAAGAAGUUCGGAGAAAAGUUCCGACAGAAGCUCUAGAGACAAAAGGGACUCAAAAUCCAGCUCUCAUCGAUCAGACAAAGAUAGGAAGAGUAGCAGCAGUAGGAGCAAACAUGAUGACAAAGAUAAGAAAAAGGAAAAGAAAGAAACUGACGACCAUUACAGUUUGUCUGGUAGAGGGAAUCACGGAAGACGGUCUACCGAUAGAGAUUCCAACGAUGGCAGCUCUUCGUCCAAAGGAUCCCAAAAUCAAUCUGGAACAAAACCGACGGAAAACAAGAAAGAAUCGAAAGGUUCAAGCUCUAAAUCAGAUAAUACGUCAACAACUAGUGGUGAAUCUACUAGCCCGAGUGACAAAGAACAUGGAAUUAUCACAGCUAAUGAGACUAAAAAUAACCAAAAACCUAUAAGAGUUGAAAAUCACUUAGAAACUCCCAUCGCCAGUCCUCCAAGACUGCCUUUCGUGCCGGAUGUCACGUUAAAGAAACCAAAAUUCGCAGCUAACUUGGAAGAAGCAAAACGGAUGAUGAAAAUGAGGAAGUUCCUAGAUGAAGAACAGAAGAGAAUGAACCAAGAGGCUGCGUUACUUCUUGAAUUUCAAGCUAAUGUUAGGCCCAGUUUGAGUCAGGUCUACUCUAGUAUUCCUGGGCCUGAGUUAGAAUUUGCUUGCAUAGCUCACGAAGUCAACAAUAUAGUUCAAAGUAAAAUAACUAAAACAGAACACGUUUCGGAAGAAACUGUUCCUUUAGAACCCAAAGUAACAGAUUCUGAAAGCAACAUUAAAGACGUAACAACCAAAAUCAUGCAAACCGCUGAUAAAAACAAAGUAACAAAUGAAAUUAUUGAUGAACUCGAAGAAACUCUAACUAACGACUCACAAAUGUUUGAUGAAACAGACACGAAACCUACGACUCCAGACAAGAAUGAAACUUACAACGAAAACAAACCAUUUUCUCAACUCAUGGAAGAAAUAUCAGAAUACAGUAAAGCUUCAGAGAAAAAUAAGAAAGACGCGUUAGACAAUUUAGUCGAUGAUGACAAGAAACGCACAGAAUAUUUUGAAGUAACUAUCAUUACAGAGGAAUUAUCCGAAACCGAUGAUUCUAUUGCGGAACCCAUGCCUGAAGCUGUGGUUAAACCUGAACAAGAAAUUAUAGAAAACCCCGAAAAUCCCCAACCUGAAAUUACCGAAAACCCUGAACGAGAAAUAUCUAAAGAUUCUAAAGUUGAAGUAAUCGAAGAUAUUAAAAUCGAAAUAGUUGAAGUUCCUAAAGUCGAAAUAACCGAAAUCCCUGAAGUCGAAAUAACCGAAAUCCCUAAAGCCGAAGUAAUUGCAAAUCCCGAACCUUCUGAACCAGCCAAAAAAGAAGAAGAAACCUUAAAAUACUUUGCUGAACACGAGAAAUUCGACGCAGAACUAAAAAGACACCAAUACAGCGACUUCCUAAAAUCCUACACUGAAAGAAAUCUAGUCUCCGACAAAAUUCACGUAAUAAACUGCGACCCUUACGAAGAAAAUAUCAUCAAAGAAGUCUGCUCUUCGUUCGGGAAUUUCGAAGUAAUAAACUACUUCAAAAAUGGCCAUUUGAAACUGCCAAAAACAUCUAAAAAUGUUAUUAAAAACGUGAACUUGGCUUCAGAAAUAUCAUUGCCUGUUGACAAUUCUUGUGGGUCCAAAUCUCCUUCAUUGGUUUUCAGUCCGGUGAAAUCUGAAUGUUCUUUCGAACUAUCAAGUGAUUAUGAUGCCAAAUUAGAAGAGAUGGUGAACAAAACAUCCCGUCAAGAAGUGAUGGAAAUCAUACUUGGCAACGUUAUAGAUGAGAAUCCUUCCAUAGAUUAUUGUACCGAGUCGAGUAUUGAUAACGACUUGAAUCUUAAACGGAAGAUAGUUGAAGAUGGUCCGGAGAAUAAUAAUAAACAUGUCUUGAAGAAAGUUAGGAAACUGAGCGAUUCUGAUCAGAUUUCAUCAACUACUGAAGAAAGUGAAGAGAUUUCAAACAACAAUAGGGUAUCCCAACCUACUAGGUCAAAGUACCUGGGUAGGGCACGACGGGUCGGCUUGGCAAGACCUAGGAGGAAUAAUCUACCCAACAGUCCUUCAAGCGACAAAUCGGUGGAGAAUUACGAACAAAACACUCAAGCGACACCUACCGCACAAACGCCAAACGGGAAAUUCAAAACUGUCACAAGGAACAAAGUUCAGAGAUACGAUACUUCUGAUCUAUACAAGCCGAAACUACAUUAUUUGUCCAGAAGAAAUAAUAUCAGUUAAGUCAUUUAUUUUUGACCUUGAUUUUUCUGUGUGAAAAUGGCUAACAUCCCCUGAAAAUGGUACCAUAUAUGUAACUUAUUUUACCUUAUAAUGUGUACCUUGCUUUACCUUUCAAUGGUUUAUUUUUACCCUGAAAAGUAAGGUUGCCAACUCGGGAUGAUUGUUAAUUUGUGUUGCCAUACCAAAAAAUGGUAGGCAGCUAUAUUUUUGGAGCUUAAUAUAAUUUGUAUAAAAGAAAUAUUAGUUAUGUCUUAAACUUCAUGCAUAAUCUUUUUGAAGAUUUUAUUGAGAUUAUAAAUCUUUGUGAACUUAAAAACGUAUUUUGACAUUUCAUUUUGCCUCUAAAAAGGUUGUAUUGAAAGUUGCUUACUUCCUUGUGAGUGCAAAAUGCUUCUUAUUUCUGUACUGUGUACAUUUCAUGUUCGCUCGUAGAAUUGUCUUUAUUUCGUUAUCCUACAGGCGAAAGGAUGUAUGUAAAAUUUGAAAACACGCCUGUAUUAAUAUUCCAUUCUCAGAAAAUUAAACUAAAGUAGAUUAUUUCUCUUUUAAAUGCAUAUAAAUUGCCAUGAAAUUUCUAAUGAAUCCUGCCUUUUUGUUUAAAAAGGAACAAAUACGGAAUGGUUUAAAUUCAUUGGGUAACACUCGGAUCGUGGCUUAGGGUACUAUUGUGGAUAAAAUGUGGAUUUGGGAACUUAAAUGAUUCUUGUUAAUAAUGAAUUUACAACCAAAAAGCAGCCUAGCUAGGGAUUGCAAAAGUAUGAAUAAUUUUGUAAUUUGCUUCAUAAAUAGCAAAAAUGAUUUUCUUUUCUGGCAGCCCACAAAAGGUUUAAUGAAAACCAGUGUUGCUAGUGCUGAAAUUCUAUAAGAUUUGUGUACCUAAUCCCUAGUGACGCCUUCAGUAUUUCGCCAUUUGAUCUAAUCACUGCCAGAAAUCUAAAUAUCUGUAUCGAUUUUAUCGGUUUCUGAAUAAGAUUUUUUUUCUCACUGUGAUACAAGCAAAGUCUAAUUCCAAAUCGCCCCGAAAUACUCGCAAUUUUUUUUGGGACUUCUACGGAAUAUCUCUUCUAAUAAAACGUAACUUUUAAAUGUAGUAGCAAUUUUAAGUCGACGAAGUAUGAUGUAGUAUUAAAUUAAAUAAAUAUUUUAUGAAAACUUUAAUUAACUAUUUCGUUAUUUUAUGAUGUAAUGUAUUUUGCUUGGAGGGGAAGAUUCUUUUAUCAAAAUUAUGGCGUAAUAAUUAAGCCGCUGUAUGUCGGAGCGCAGAUAUAUGCGAGAAACAAUUGUUUUUUUAUGGUUCUAAAAUCAUAAUUUGCACACAAAUAUAAAAAAAUGGUGAUAUAAUCUGACCAUAAUAUUAUAAAACCUAUUACUAUAAAAAAUACCAUCAAUAUAUCAGUGAUUGUGUUCAGCAUGAAUGAAAUUAUUUACCAAUAUACCUACUCGAAUUUCUACGAAUAAGUUCUAUCACCAACUUGCAAACGUUUUAUGCUUAUUGUUAUUACAUUUUUUGCAAACUUCCCCGUUUAAGGAAUAUUGCUGUUUCCUAGUUAGGAACAUUUAAAAUUCUGUUCCCGACUAAGGAACUAUUUAAUAUAAUUGUUCCCGAUUUGGGAACGUUCAGUUUAACAUUAUUUCAAACUGGGAAUAAUUUCCAUGACAUAUUAGGAUUCGAAUACAUUUGUUUGUUGUUUUCUAUAUUCAUGAAAUAUUUUAAUUAAUUGUGAAACCAUAUAAACUCUGGAAUACAUUUAUUAUGGAACCUCAAACCUGUUCCCUAGUUUGAUCUUUGUUAUCAAUCUUUUAUUACUAUAUGUACUCCGUUUGAGUAGGCACUUAAAAGGUAGACAAUAUUGAUAUGACUUUUAAUAAGAAAACUCAAUAAAAAAAAUUGAUAUGGCUAAAAACCUAUGUUUAAAACAGUAAGUUAAACAAUGGAAUCCUAAUUUUAAGCAGUAGUUUAUUUUUUGAAUACUUAUUUCUAUAAAAAAUCGUAUCAAGAUAGUUUACGUUUGUAAUAAGUGCCUAAUCAAACAGAUUACAUAAUUACAAGUGAGUAACUGAUGAAAUUUUAUGUUUUCUUCAUUUUAAUAGUUACUAGAUAUUGUGUGAUAAAAACCUGAUAUGUUCUGUAUGGUUUUAAACAUAGUAAUAUAUUUAAGUUACAAAAAAAUAUUUAGGUAAUGUGCAAUUUACUGCAAAAGAAAGACAAGUUUAUUUAUAUUUAUUUCAUUUUAAUCUUGCCAAAAUAAUUACAGAUUUCCACAUAUAAAAAGACAUUUAAAAACGAUUUAUUAACAAUCUGCCUGAUGUGGAAAAAAUAUUCUCUAUUGCUGUUUAAAACCGUUCUUUUGUAGUACCUUGCACAUGCCUAUAUGAAUAUUAAAGCUUUGUACAUAUACAAACAUAUAUCCCAUGUUAAAAUAAUAUGUAACGGUAGUACAGAGUGGAAAAUAAUCAGAAUUUAUAUUGCAGAGUAACGACUUACUAUACCCUUAGUGGACACUUGAACAAAUAAUAACUAAAACUACCACAAGACUGGUUCUUUUUCUAAACUAGUUACUCAAAACAUUAUAGUAAAUUAUAGCCUAAUAACUUAUUUAAAAUACCGAAUAAAAUCUUUUUUUCCUGCCCCGUUUCCAAUUUUAUUUGAGGUUGUGCAUCCAAAAAUAUCUGCAAAUCUAAAAAAGUCUGUGUAUAAUGAUUUUAAUGAUCCUAAUGUGGUCUGAUUAUUUUCGUCUCUGUAGUCCAAUUUUCUAUAAUCACUCCCCUUGAUAAUCUGUCUAUAAUUUUACUACAACUCAUGUAAGGGUUAGCCUUCCAAACUAGAAACUUGUAUUCAAGGUUAGCAUUAGUUCAGAAAAUUGUCUCUUCCAAACGGUGAUUUUGACAUGUAUCAAUGUUUAGAAUCACCGUAUUUUUUCAUGAUUUUACUCCUCAAUAACUAAUCUUGUAUUACUUUCUAUUUAAAUACUGUAGUAUCCCAAUUUGUUAUCUGGAUUUUUUAUCAAAAAAAUGGCGGGAGUCAUGUGAUUUUCAAAUUGCAAUGGCGAUUCCCGCCUAUUUAUUUACAUAGAUAAUAAAUGUUUUAAUUUGUAUAGUAAAUAUUGUAUAAGUUAGCUUCACCUACUAAAUGAUUUGACUGUGUUCUAUCAGCCCUUUGUAUUAUAAAAAUCGCGACGUUUGUUUGUCGUGAAACUAUAAUUUGUUGUUAUAAUUAUAAUAAAAUAUAAUUUAUUCGGAACGUA